This is a messenger RNA of Sus scrofa (pig), 2649 nucleotides long. It is a transcript of the gene CCM2L, whose product is annotated as CCM2 like scaffold protein. The record is from RefSeq and is a predicted model, not a curated record. Gene Ontology annotation, biological process: heart morphogenesis. NCBI's taxonomy places the organism in Eukaryota, Metazoa, Chordata, Mammalia, Artiodactyla, Suidae.
UGUGUGGGGGGAGAAGGUGGAGGGGGUGGCCAGGAGGGUGGCCGGAUUGCAGGGGACACUUCACCAUGGAAUAUGAAGUCAAGAAAGGGAAAAAGGGCUUCGUGUCCCCCAUCCGGAGGCUGGUGUUCCCCAAGGCUGGGCGCCGGGCAGCCUGUCGGAGCAGCGUGAGCCGCCGGCCCUUGCACUCAAUGCCCCUUUAUCCCCCCGACUACCUCAUCGACCCCCAGAUUCUGCUGUGUGACUAUCUGGAGAAAGAGGUCAAGUUCCUGGGCCACCUCACCUGGGUCACCUCCUCACUGAACCCCUCCAGCCGGGACGAGCUCCUGCAGCUGCUGGACACGGCCAGGCAGCUGAAGGAGCUGCCGCUGAAGACCACGGCGGAGCAGGACAGCAUCCUGAGCCUGUCGGCCCGCUGCCUACUGCUCACCUGGCGAGACAACGAGGAGCUCAUCCUACGUAUCCCCACGCACGAGAUCGCCGCCGCCUCCUACUUGCAGGACGACGCGCUGCACCUGCUGGUGCUUAAGACCGGUCUGGGCGUGGACCCGGUGCCAGCCGGCGUAGACGCCAGCCCCGGCGGCGCGGGGCGCGACCCGGGCCCGCCGGGCGCGGCGCCUGAGAAGCGGCGGGUGGGCACCACCGAGCGGCGCCACACCAUCUGCAGUCUGGACUGGCGGAUGGCGUGGGGCGGGGGAGCGGGUGCCGAAGCUCGGGUCGGAGGCGGCGGCGGUGGCAGCCUGGAGCGCCAGCGCGCCGGGGCGCGGGCGUCGGGCAGCUGGGAGAGGCGGCAGACGUUCAGCGGCAGCUGGGAGCGGCGACACGGCGGCGGCGGCGGAGGCGCGGGCAAGCCGGGCGGCAGCUGGGAGCGGAGGCAGGCGGGCGGCGGCGGCAGUUGGGAACGGCGCCACCCGGGCACCAACCCUCUUGACCCGCAGGACCCCAGCCCUGAUGCCUACUGCAACCUCGUCAUCCUGGCUGUGGCCAACAGGGAUGCUGCUGAGGAGUCCUGCGCCCUCAUCUGUCAGGUCUUCCAGAUCAUCUACGGGGACCAGAGCAUCGAGUGUGUGGACCGGGCUGGCUACCACUACACAUCCACGCCCGAACGGCCAUGGCUCUGCAGCCGCAGUGAGAGCUGCCGCACAGACGGGACUUACGCCUAUGACGCCGACUUCAGCUGCUGCAGCUCCUUCAACGGCUCCCAGGACACAUUUGAAGCGUGUUACAGCGGCACGUCCACGCCCUCUUUCCAUGGCUCCCACUGCAGCGGCAGUGACCACAGCGGCCUGGGGCUUGAGCAGUUGCAGGAUUACAUGAUCACGUGUCCCCACAGCUGCGGAGUAAGCUGGGGCCCCUUGAGAUACAGCAGUUUGCACUGCUGCUGCGGGAGUACCGGCUGGGGCUGCCCAUCCAGGACUACUGCGCAGGCCUACUGAAGCUCUACGGGGACCGGCGCAAGUUCCUCCUGCUUGGGAUGCGGCCCUUCAUCCCGGACCAGGACAUCGGCUACUUCGAGGGCUUCCUGGAGGGUGUGGGCAUCCGCGAGGGUGGCAUCCUCACCGACAGCUUCGGCCGCAUCAAGCGCAGCAUGAGCUCCACGUCGGCGUCCGCCGUGCGCAGCUACGAUGGCGCGGCCCAGCGGCCCGAGGCGCAGGCCUUCCACCGGCUGCUGGCCGACAUCACGCACGACAUCGAGGCGCUGGCCCCGGACGACGACGACAGCACGGACGAGGAGUCCCGGGGGUCCCCGGGCGGGGGCGAUGCAGCCGAGGACAACUACCUGUAGCCUGCGCCGCCGCCCCUGAAAAGGGCGGGGAAAGGGUGGUCCCGCAACCCUGCCUCUGCGACUCGCUCACUCUGGCCUGUGGGACUCCAUCCCCAGGGUCCCCUGCUCAAACCCCAAGGCUCCACCCUCCGGUGGUCUCUGUCCCUACCCUUGGGGCUCCGGGCCCUGCAGUACCGAGAAUGUCCUGCAGAGGGCGGAACCCUAACAGGGACCGAGCAGCCCCUCUGCCCACGGGUGGGCUGCGAACUGCUUCGUCUCACUAGCCCGGAGGGAUCGGGCACUCGCUCCUCUUCCAGACUCCGUGGCUUUCUGGAGGCCGAGGGAUAGAUGAAGAGUUGGCGCCACCUGCUGGCCGAUUGAGAAAAGAAUUCCCAGCGCCUGAUGGCCUCUACUCCUCCUACUACACAGUUUAGGAAACCGCUUCAAAAGGAGAAGGAACUUGAAGGAGUCUCCUGAUUCCCCUCAGAUGUUACCUCAAACUGACUCUACUAGAUAGUGUAGAGGGUAUUUUUAAAGCUCUGAAUCCGGGUCUCAUCUUCCCAGAUGGCAGAGAUUAGAUGGUCAGGGUAGAAAAGUAGUUUCUUUCUACUGAGAGUGGAUCCCCGGGAGGAUGAUCUGUGUCCCGGUCCUGGUCCCAAGGCUCUGAACAAGCUGCUUGUUCAGAUCUUGCAUUUGGAGCUGGACAGACCUAGGCCUCCUCUGUGGUAGGGGUCCUGGCCUCCUGGUGCCUCCCAUUUCCUCUGCUGACCCUUGAGUUGGUCCCACCCACCUCACAGGGGCUGGUCAUAGGGAUCCCUGAAGGGCAAGACCUGCUGGGUCCGGCACAUGAUAGAUGCUCAAUAAAUGCUGUUCCUUUCCCCACUGAA